AUGAGAAUGAAGCUGCCUCUGCUGUGCGCCGCGGUGUGCUGCACGCCGUGCUCCCGAUCGCCGCAACAGCAACUUGCUGUCCGCGGGCUGCGGCCGUCCUCGGAGCACAGCCUCUGCAGGCCAAUCGUGCCGCCGCAGAUUCAACGACGGACGACGCCAGCAGGCUUGGCCGGACGACGCGCAGGCAUCGUCGACGUCGGCGAGUCCGCCGUGCAGCGUCCGUCUCGGUGGUUGAGCGCUGUGCAGCACCGCGGAGAGCCGGGAGCGGACAAGGCUUGCCUCGAGGCUCUUGGCACGUUUAACACCGCGAAGCGUUAG
Messenger RNA from Phytophthora sojae, 318 nucleotides. RefSeq lists its product as hypothetical. Bases 1 to 318 code for a protein of 105 amino acids. The record is from RefSeq and is a predicted model, not a curated record. Lineage: Eukaryota; Oomycota; Peronosporomycetes; Peronosporales; Peronosporaceae. The transcript has a single exon.